UGUAAUGCAUUGUCUCGAUUUGACGUGAGGCGCAGUACUACUCGUGCCUACUCAUGCCAGUUUAAGAAGUCGUCGAAGCAAAGUAAUUUUAUUUGGGCGAUUUAAUGCGGCUUCGUUUAUCACAAAAUGUUUUUUAUGGAUACUUCGUAAAAGUCACGAAUCGUUGUCUUCGUCCAUUAAUAUUUUUGUUUUCUUCGAAAAUUACAUAAUGAAUGUGCAUUAUUCACGGAACGAAGAAGGAGGGAUAUGAACGUCAAAAUCGUAUUACACUAAUAAGCUUGUUUUUUUUUUUUUUUAAUUUUGCCCUUAGACAACGGACAAAAAAGGAAUAUCAAAUUAUUCAUUUUCGAUUUAGAUCGAAAUUCAACUCGAAUUGUCGACUCGGUUCUCACAUGAAAUUGUAAUGAUUAUAUGUAAUACGCAAUUGCGUGCACUUACGGAGAUGAUUGAUUACUGAUUCAUUCGUUGUCAAAUAUGCAGUGUGCUGCCAUUAGAAAUCGUAAGAGUUUUAUGUUCUCUUUUCAUACCUACAAAAUGUGAGAUCAUGUACCUGGAAGCUAUACAAUAGACGUAGAUCUUAAUGUAUUAACAAAGAUCAAAUUUCAAUAUAUUAUAGGUAAUAGAUUGAUUCGAAAGAUGUAUCGUGAAUUUUACAACAGGUCUCGUUUUCUGCAAGUUGAUCAUUCAAAAUUAAUAGUUUAGAUCUUUGCCUCAAGGUUAAAUAAGUGAUUUCAAAUAUUUUUAUAUAAAUAUCUUCUGUUACGGUUUUCGUUAAAUGAUUGUCUCGUUCGACUGCAAACCUUGUUUGUCAAAUUUCGUGAUAUUUUUAGAUUGGAAUUACACUUCUGUUAUUAUAUUAAAAUAUUUUUAACAAUCUAAGGUAACAGAAAAUUAUCUCUUUGACGUGAUUUUAGGAAUUUUUUUUUUCUUUUAAAUUGAUCAUAACCAUGACUUGUGCUAUUUUUAAGCAUAAUGUAUGUUACCGAAGCAAUAGAACUUUAUAACUUGCAAUUUUUAUAUCGAAUACAUGUUAUUUGGAGCAUUGUUAGAGCAUCAUUAUUAGUAUUUUCAAGUACUUGAUUCCCUUGAUCAAGAAAAACAAUUAUUUAUAAGUGAUUUAUCGCUGAGAGAUGCCAGCACCACCUCCGCCUUUAUCAACUUUGACAGAGGCACCUAUGUGCGAAAAAACAGAGGUGAGCGACCCUGACUCUUUGCCCCCUUGGGCUAAAAUCACACUUACGUCUGCAGAGGCAGAAAUUGAAAAAUUAAUUGCAAGAAACGAAUUGAAGGAUGCAGAAGUGACUUAUUUUUGUCAAGUCGAACCGAUUCUCCAAGAUGGACCACAAUGCGGUUUGGUAGCCCUUGCAAUGGCGUCUCAAGAAUAUACAAAACCUGUUUCUGUUAGUCAAUUGCUAGCAGAAGCUAGGGUAAGAGGUUUUACCCAGCAUGGAGAAGUAUACAGUGUUGAUUUUAUGGGUACAUUGGCUGCUGAAUAUUUGCCUGAUCAUAGACCAGACAUUUUAGUUGAUUUGCAACAAUGUCCAGAUACUUUAACUCAUGCUCUUGCCCAUGGAGCAAUGGUUCUUAUUCCAUACGAUUCAGAUUUUAAUCAUGCUCCUUGCUUGAAAAGAGGUCAUAAAGCUCAUUGGGCAUUACUUGUAGGACUUAUAUCGUCAAGGCAAGGGUAUCAUGUUUUAGCACGUCAUGGAAAAUCACGUCAUUUGGCUUGUUGGCCACUACGCGACUUAAUAGAAAGUAAUGGUAAUUUAGAAGAGGAAGGAACUGCGAGACAUGCAGGUGGUUAUGUUAUACCAAAGGGUGGUGUUGGUGGGCAAAGAGGAUUACGUGGGAGAGCAUUGGCAUUGCAUCCAUACAUAUAAGAUGAUGUACAAGAGUUGUAGGAAAUUAAUAUCAGUAAAAAUGGGAAUCAUUAAUACAAUGUUACUAUAUCCACGUUACGCGGUUAAUAUUCGGAAAGUAAGAUUUAAAAAGCUAUUACAAAAGUGACUAUAGUUCUUUGUAAAACAUAAUGCUUCGACUUACGUAUACUCAAAUUAUGCAUUGCGAUUUGCCAAAUGCAAAGAAAAGAAAAGGAAAAAAGAAAAAAAAAUAAUAAUAAUAAAAAAAUUAUAAAAAAAAAAAAAAAAAAAGAAAAAACAAUCGAGAACGAAAUAACACUUCUCCAAUUUCGUAGUAAGUGCAAUCAUAAAUUAUUUGCUCUUAUUUCGCUCCAUUAUGACAUGUAAAUAAUUAUUAUGUCGAUGCAACUUACAUGUAUAUGAGUCAGGUAGAACGUAUGUUUUGUUAUACAUUAAGGUCUCGGUGAGGAAAAAAAUGAGAAAGAAUUUAAAUGCAUUGAUGAACAUCAAACGAUGUGAUAUGCGUGUAUUACGCAAAAUGAGAAACGGACGCAUGUAAUUGUCCGCCCAUGCAUUGAUCUAAACGUAUUAGUUAGGAGUUAUUCAAAUCAAUACUAGCCAAUAUCAAAAUAUUUAAGUAUAUUUAUUUAAUGACAACUUGCAGGGCCUUGAAGGAUAGUUAUUAUGAUUUUUGUUUUAUGUUUGCACAAUUAAUAAAGAAAUACAUUAUUAUAUUACAAAUGCAUAUGAAUUGCGAUAAAACUUAAUACUAGCCAUACCAGUUUAAGUAUAUUGUGUAACGUACAUAAAUGUAGAAAGAUUAUCUCUAAAAUAUUCUUCACGUGUCAACAAUUGAAUUUAUUUAUGGAACAAAAACCUGCAUGUAUCGAGUAAAAUUAUUUACAAACAAUAAAUUAAUCAUUAUUAUACAUUA
Molecule: messenger RNA, 2793 nt
Organism: Vespa crabro (European hornet)
Lineage: Eukaryota; Metazoa; Arthropoda; Insecta; Hymenoptera; Vespidae
Product: UPF0692 protein CG33108
Exons: 3
Coding region: 1131-1880 (249 amino acids)
Source: RefSeq, a predicted model, not a curated record